This is a messenger RNA of Dioscorea cayenensis subsp. rotundata (Guinea yam), 515 nucleotides long. RefSeq lists its product as uncharacterized. The coding region runs from base 70 to 330 and encodes 86 amino acids. The record is from RefSeq and is a predicted model, not a curated record. Lineage: Eukaryota; Viridiplantae; Streptophyta; Magnoliopsida; Dioscoreales; Dioscoreaceae. The transcript has 2 exons.
UUUGCCGCGUUCUAAAAAAAUGAGUACUUUUCGAGAGAGAUCGUGAUCGAUCGAUCGAGAGAGAGAGAGAUGUUGGGAAUGCGGCGGCGAACGCCGCUGGAGCACUUGGAGCUGGAGAGAGCUUCGACGAAGAUGCCUAAAGAGGACGCUCUCUCCAUCUAUGAGUUGACACUUGCAAAGCUUCGGCAAGGUUCUCGGCGUGCAUUUGAGCCAUCGAUGAAAGCGUCAAGUCCUGAUAAUCUAUCGGCUUCUCCAGAUAAUCCUCAACAAAUCUGUGAUGAUCCUUCUACCAAAAAUUUGAAACUGAUUGAUAGCCAUUCCGGCGAGUGAUUUGAUCAAUUCGAAAAUUAUGUGAAGAAGAAUCCAUUGCCGUAAUAUCACCAGGAAGCGGUUUGUCUAUUAUCCAUCGUGUUGUAAGAUUUUAAUGUUGUUUAUUUUCAUUCUUGGCUGUUGUUAAUGUGUGUUUCGGAACUAGACUUAUUGUUUAAAUGCAACAGAUACACAAUUGGAUUGAA